AUGUUACCAGAAAGUGCGGGAGGAUAUUUAUCGUAUUGGAUGUUAUUUGUAUCAAUUUUGGCAUUAUUUAAUACAAUCCAAAAUUUUGUUACACUUUCUUUAACAAAAAGAAUUUAUUCUGCAAGACCUGAUCAAGUUACAGCAUUAUCAUCAAGAACAUUUGCGAUAUGGACAUUAUUAUCAGCCAUUAUAAGGAUAUAUGCGGCAUAUAAUAUAACCGAAGUAAAUAUUUAUCAAAUUGCAAUUUGGACAUAUGUAAUUGCAUGGUUACAUUUUAUUUCUGAAUUUUUUAUUUUUAGAAGUGCAAAAAUUAGUGCAGGAUGGUUAUCUCCUGUUAUAGUUUCAACUUUUUCCUUAAUUUGGAUGUUAUCUCAAUAUGAUUAUUAUACUCAGCAAAAUAUUAGAAAAUAUUAA
Messenger RNA from Rhizophagus irregularis DAOM 181602=DAOM 197198, 414 nucleotides. RefSeq lists its product as uncharacterized. The record is from RefSeq and is a predicted model, not a curated record. Gene Ontology annotation, cellular component: endoplasmic reticulum; membrane. Gene Ontology annotation, molecular function: protein-macromolecule adaptor activity. Lineage: Eukaryota; Fungi; Glomeromycota; Glomeromycetes; Glomerales; Glomeraceae.